Messenger RNA from Carassius auratus (goldfish), 4505 nucleotides. RefSeq lists its product as uncharacterized. Gene Ontology annotation, cellular component: membrane. The record is from RefSeq and is a predicted model, not a curated record. The transcript has 11 exons. NCBI's taxonomy places the organism in Eukaryota, Metazoa, Chordata, Actinopteri, Cypriniformes, Cyprinidae. The coding region runs from base 93 to 2033 and encodes 646 amino acids.
CUGUUUGUCAGUGAAGACGCUGUGUGAGACUCGAUCUGACACUCUUCUGCUGGGAUUGAGCUCUUCUCUUCUGGAAACUGGACUUUAGAGAAAUGAUGCUGAUCUUUGGACUGAUGCUGCUGCUGCAAACUGCUGCAUCUCCUAUUGGCUCAGUGGAAGUGUCAAUCAUCUGCUCCUCCAAUCAGAGGUCAGUGUUCUGCUCAUCUGACGGGGACCAGAUCAUCUACAGCUGGACUCUGAAUGGAGAAAUACUAGAACAAGGACCAAUGAAUGGAAACACCACCAUUCAGCUAAAAGAGGAAACUGAUGGAGACAUCAUCUGCAGCGUGAAGAACCACGUCAGUCACGCAGAGACAUCCAUUAGACUCAAACCCUGUCCUGGUCUGGAUCUGUUCUGCAGUUUUGGUCAAUCUGGUCCCUGUUACGCAGCUCUUGGAGACAAACUCAAUCUGCUGAUGGUGGACGCUAGAAAAUAUGAUCUGCAUUUAAUAAAGAGAAUAAACGACAACACAGCAGAUGAUCCAGUGUGUAGAGUAAAGAAUGACAACAAGAAGGAAUGUGAUCUUUAUAAAAACAGACCUGAAGUGACAGUCAUUAAUGGGACUGUGAUAAUAAAGCGUGUGAACAGAUCAGAUUCUGGGAAUUACAGAUUAACACUCACUGAAUCAGACGGCACAGAAACAUCUAGAGAUCUUCAAGUGAUUGUUGAAGCUCCUAUUGGCUCAGUGAAUGUGUCAAUCAUCUGCUCCUCCAAUCAGAGGUCAGUGUUCUGCUCAUCUGACGGGGAUCACAUCAUCUCCAGCUGGACUCUGAAUGGAGAAAUACUAGAACAAGGACCAGUGGAUGGAAACACCACCAUUCAGCUAAAAGAGGGAAAUGAUGGAGACAUCAUCUGCAGCGUGAAGAACCACGUCAGUCACGCACAGACGUCCAUUAGACUCAAACCCUGUCCUGGACCAACUACUGCAGCUGUGACACCAACACCAGAAUCUGGUCUGGAUCGGUUCUGCAGUUUUGAUCAAUCUGAUUCCUGUAACGCAGCUCUGGGAGACAAACUCAAUCUGCUGAUGGUGGACGCUAGAGAAUAUGAUCUGCAGUUAAAAAAGAGAAUAAACAACAACACAGCAGAUGAUCAAGUUUGUAGAGUAAAGAAUGACAACAAGAAGGAAUGUGAUCUUUAUAAAAACAGACCUGAAGUGACAGUCAUUAAUGGGACUGUGAUAAUAAAGCGUGUGAACAGAGCAGAUUCUGGGAAUUACACAUUAACACUUUAUAACUCAGUCGGCACAGAAACAUCUAGAGAUCUUCAAGUGAUUGUUGAAGCUCCUAUUGGCUCAGUGAAUGUGUCAAUCAUCUGCUCCUCCAAUCAGAGGUCAGUGUUCUGCUCAUCUGACGGGGAUCACAUCAUCUACAACUGGACUCUGAAUGGAGAAAUACUAGAACAAGGACCAAUGAAUGGAAACACCAGCAUUCAGCUAAAAGAGGAAACUGAUGGAGACAUCAGCUGCAGUGUGAAGAACAACGUCAGUCACGCACAGAAGACCAUUAGACUCAAACCCUGUCCUGGACCAACUACUGCAGCUGUGACCUCUAGUUUGACCUCUACAAAAAAUGGUACGAGUUUGUCAUCAGAUCAAACCCACACUGAAGAAUUCAGACGAAUGCUUUUACAAUUCUCUCUGAUUGCUUUGGGCUGCGUAGCUCUGAUCCUGAUUCUGCUGUUCAUCACCGUAUGUUACAUUUACAAGAAGAAGCAGGUCAAGUCAACACAAGCCGCUGCUGGAGAUAUGGAGCUCAUAUACGCUGAUAUCUCUCAUGAGAAAAAGAGUGAAAAGAAGAAUACAGAAUCUUUCUCAGCUUCUGAUGUGGAAUAUGCCGCUGUCCAGCCGCAGACAAAGAGAAAGAAGAAGAAGAACAAGGAGGAGGUGGAGGAGGUUCAGUAUGGCGAGGUGACGUUCACUCCAAAACAAGCAACUGCUCCACAGCAGAAGCUUCAGGAGGAGUGUGUUUACUCACAGGUACAGAGAGACUAGUUUCACAGCAACACCUUGUGAAGGAUUGCACUUUCCCUGGAAACCGAGUGCUUAUUUUCACUAAUGUUUGGUUUGGAACUUCUAUAGGCUAUAUAAAGUAGUUAUCUCUUUGCAUUUGUAAAUUAUUUAGCUUGACAUGUUAACGAUGGUACUGUAUGUUAAUAUGUGGUGUUAUGGGUUGUAUAGCGUGAGCUUUAUUGUACAUGUCUGGGCUGAACUGUCAUGAGUAAGCAAAACAAUGAAAAAAAAACAGGAAACCAAUCGCAUGUUAUUUUCUCUCGAACUUCUGUGCACUUCUGUUUUUAGCACUUCUCGAUUUGUAACUGCGACUAUAUGAAGGCAAGAAAAAGCUUAAAUGAAUGUCAGCUUAUAAUCAUGAAUCUUGAGGAGGUGAUCGAUGUGCACAUGUGCUCAAAAGUCAUUAAAAAACACCCUGAUAGCAUACAUGCAUCACAGAGAUGUCUAUUUGAUGUCUGCAUUACAUCUGCAAAAACUGAGUUUUUAGAGUUUUGCACAUCUGCAAUACGUCUAUAAGAUGUUUCCUAUCAGAUGUCAAAUAGACGUUUAGAAGAUGUUUUUAAGAUGUUUGUGAUUUAGAAAUGAAUGUAAAACUGACUUCUUAAAGACGUCUAUCAGAUGUUUGCACACAGCAGAUGCUUUCCAAAUGAAUUGAUCUUAAACAGACGUCUUGCAGAUGUGAUGCAGUUUGGUGAUUUGGAAUUAAAACAUUUCAAAGCAAUUGAAGUCUGAGCUUUUCUAGAUUGAGUUAUGCAUUUAUAAAUGUGCCCAUCCUGAGUGACGUGAGGCAGUCACAUAUUGUUUUGAAACAUUUACAGCAGAGUUGGAAAUUAACAGGGGCUUGUGGCAAAAAAAAAUGCCACCAAAAUGAAAAAAAAAUUCCACACAAAUUCAAGAUAAAGGGGUAAAAAUUGCCUCAGCGGAAAUAAACAAUGUAUUACAGCUGUCGUGAUUAAAAUGAAAUACUCACGCUGCAUCAGAUUGCUUUUUACACUUUUUUUAUUUUAGUAUUUAUUAUUUGUUUAUUUAGUAUUUUGAUUGAUUGAAGUAAUUGGUUAAAUUCAAGUAUUUGACAUGAAAGACAACUCCGAUAAAAUUAUUAAGGUGCUGAUAAAAACUGCCCUCACGAAUGUAUAAUAUGAGUAAAUUUCUGACCCUGGUUUACAGAACACUUCUGUGUACAAAUAAAUAUUGCAUUACUAAUGUCUUAAAUUUCAUCUCUCAAGUACAGGGAAAGACCUGAGAAAGGCCGAAAAGGCCUGGUAAUAUCUGAAGGUUUGCACACGUAAUUGCAUUAAGUCCUGUAGUGUUGAUUGAUAGUAAAUAGUAACCUAUUUGUUUCUACCAGCUAAAUUAGUCAAGGGGUUCAGUUCCCAAAGAAAAACUUAAUAGCUUGAAUUCACAGUAAAAUGCAUGUAAACACGUCUUCUAAAAGCAGAAAUCAAAAUGCACUCAAAUCAGUUGAAUCUUUGUUGCUUUCAUUGAUAAUAGUUUUGUUUGGUUGGUUUGAAUUGGUUUUAUAAGUAUGUCAGUUUUUAUCUGCAUACAUUCAGUAUACUGUCAUUGAUUGCUUAAACACAUUUCUUGAAACUAUGCCUCAUGUCUAGUCAGGCUUCUUCCAUUCCAUCGUCUCUGUGUCCUACAAAAAUUGAAGUUCUGAUUACUGUAACUGUAAAAUCCUUUUUACAAAAUGGAAGCAGACAGACACUAUCUGUAUGCAAUUUGAUGUUGUAACAGAGUACAGCCCUCAAAAGUUACAGUAGAAUACACUGACGAACACCAACUUGUUUUCCUCCCUGAAUGUUCUCAUGAUUGAGGCGAGUGUGAAGCAACUUAAGUUUUGCUGAACUCAUUGCCCAGACUUCCUCAUAGUCAUAUCAUGGGCAAGGAAGGACAUGGUCAACUAGUGUCAAAAAUUUCAUCUGAGGCUCCUCCUCCUCCUCCUCCUCCACCCUGGUAUUUUCAAUCACGUCUCUCUGGAUCCAUUGAUGCAAAACUGAAUGAACUGACUGGAACUCUUUAUUCUAUCAAUUGAAGGUUCUGAUUGGUGUGAUUAAACUUUGACUGUAGUGUUACCGCGUCGGUAACUGUGUGCUUAUUGAGCUCAAGCUAUUCUGACUUGAGUGAACAAUAUUAAAUGCUAGUGUUUUCUUAAUGACAACAUGGUGUUGGUAAUGAGAAAUGAAGGGAUUUGUGUGUAGAGUUUCACAGUGACAGUUCAACAAAUCUGAUUCAUGUGUCAAAAAAUAGAGUUUAAAGUUUAGAGAAAUUAGUUUGCUUUUUAAUAAAUGGUGCUAUGGUCUUGAAAUUGUAGUUCAAAGCCUGGUUAUAGUGUUUAAGCAGUUGAGAAAGAAAUUUAAAUUAAUGUACAAUAUUGGCCAGAUCUUUAUAUGGAUAUUUAAGUUGGAUAUAUAAGUAUAUGAAGCUGUAUUUGCAUGCAUACUGUGCAGUCAU